Molecule: messenger RNA, 2661 nt
Organism: Peromyscus eremicus (cactus mouse)
Lineage: Eukaryota; Metazoa; Chordata; Mammalia; Rodentia; Cricetidae
Gene: Brcc3
Product: BRCA1/BRCA2-containing complex subunit 3
Exons: 11
Coding region: 46-921 (291 amino acids)
Biological process (GO): double-strand break repair
Cellular component (GO): BRCA1-A complex; BRISC complex
Molecular function (GO): polyubiquitin modification-dependent protein binding; cysteine-type deubiquitinase activity; metallopeptidase activity
Source: RefSeq, a predicted model, not a curated record
GCCAGGCUGCUGUGGGCGGUAGGCGGACGUGCGGAACCGACAAAGAUGGCGGUGCAGGUGUUGCAAGCUGUUCAAGCGGUUCAUCUUGAGUCUGACGCUUUCCUAGUUUGUCUCAACCAUGCUCUGAGCACUGAAAAGGAGGAGGUGAUGGGUCUGUGUAUAGGAGAGUUGAAUGAUGACAUAAGGAAUGACUCCAAAUUUACAUACACUGGAACUGAAAUGCGCACAGUUGCAGAAAAGAUGGAUACCAUCAGAAUUGUUCACAUCCAUUCUGUCAUCAUCUUGCGACGUUCUGAUAAGAGAAAGGACCGUGUAGAAAUUUCUCCAGAGCAGUUGUCUGCAGCCUCAACAGAGGCAGAAAGGUUGGCUGAACUAACAGGCCGUCCCAUGAGAGUUGUUGGCUGGUAUCAUUCCCAUCCUCAUAUAACCGUUUGGCCAUCCCAUGUUGAUGUUCGUACACAAGCCAUGUACCAAAUGAUGGAUCAAGGCUUUGUAGGACUUAUUUUUUCCUGUUUCAUAGAAGACAAAAACACAAAGACUGGUCGGGUACUCUACACUUGCUUCCAAUCCAUACAAGCCCAAAAAAGCUCAGAGUAUGAAAGAAUUGAAAUCCCAAUCCAUAUUGUACCUCAUAUCACUAUUGGGAAAGUAUGCCUUGAAUCUGCAGUAGAGCUGCCAAAGAUCCUGUGUCAGGAAGAACAAGAUGCAUAUAGAAGGAUUCACAGCCUUACACAUCUGGACUCAGUAACCAAGAUCCAUAAUGGCUCGGUGUUUACCAAGAAUUUGUGCAGCCAGAUGUCAGCAGUCAGUGGGCCUCUACUACAGUGGUUGGAGGACAGAUUGGAGCAAAACCAGCAGCAUUUGCAGGAGUUGCAACAAGAAAAGGAAGAGCUUAUGGAGGAGCUGUCUUCCCUAGAAUAAAGCAAGAGGACAAAAGUGCGGGCAGCUGAAAAUACCGGGUAUACAAUUUAUUAAACUAAAUCAAUUUUGAAAAAUAUAAAGUUGGAGGACUCACAUUUUAUAACUUCAAGACUUAUAUAACUUCAAGACUUACUAUGAAGCUGCAGUAAUCAAGAUACUAUGAUAUUUGCAGAAGAACAAAUGUAUAAAUCAAUGGAACAGGAAAUAAAAUUCAGAAAUAAACACACAAUAAUAUGCUUAACUAAUUUUGAAAAAGUACAAAGUGAUCAAGAAGAAAGGACAGUCAUUUCAACAAAUUGAAUUUCCACAAGCCAACAAAAUACAUUCUAAAAGUCCCUCAAAAUGUGUCAUGUAUUUAAAUGUAAGGUGGAAAACUUAAAAAAAAAUCAUUCAAGAAAAAUUUUCAGGAGUCAGGUACUUAAUCUUCAACUCAAAAUCACAGUCUGCAAGAAAAAAGUAAAUAUUUAGACUUCAUCAAAAUUAAAACUUUUUAUUCUGCAAAGUAUUAAGAAGAGGAAAGGCAAGAAAUUACUUCCAACCCAUGUAAUAUCUGAUCAAUGGAAAAGAUAUGCUCAAAACUCAAAAAUAAACAAUUCCAUUAGAAAAUAAAAGAAGACAUAAACAUUGUCACUAAAGAGGAUAAAUAGAAGUAAUUAUGUGAAAAUAUAUUAACCCUCAUAAGUCACUGGGAAGUGCAAAUUAAAACUACAGUGUGGUAUGGUAUAUACUUAUCAGAAUUGCUAAAGAGAAAAUAGUAAAAAUGCCAAAUACUGUUGAGGAUGUAGACUAGAUUUCUCAUACAAUGACAGGAUUGUAAAAUACAGCUCCUGGGUAGAAGAGUUUGGAAAUUUUUAUAAAGUUAAACGUAUACUUAACAUGACCCAGCAGUCACACUGUCUUUGCACAAAAACUUUUACAAAAUUUUUCUUGGCAGCUUUAUUUGUGGUAGCUGCAAAUUAGAAACAACCCAAAUGUUCUGUAGUAGGUAAAUGGCUAAAUAAGCCAUUCUUACCAUGGAAUACUACUCUGUAGUGGAAAGGAACACAUUGCUAAUAUCUGUAUAAUUUAGAUGAGCCUUGGGGCAUAUAGUGAAUGAAAAAAAAAGCAAGUCUUAAAAAGGUCACUUACUGCCAGGCAGUGAUGGCACACGUCUUUAAUCCCAGCACUCAAGAGGCAGAGGCAGGCGGAUCUCUGAGUUUGAGGCCAGCCUGGGCUACAGAGUGAGUUCUAGAAAAGGCUCCAAAGCUACACAAAGAAACCCUGUCUCAACGCCCCCCCCCCCCCCAAAAAAAAAGGUCACUUACUGUAUGGUAGUAUUUCUAGAGCAUUGUUGAAAUGUUAGAAUUAAUGAAAAGGAAGAACAGAUUUCCAGAGUCAGGGACUGGACAUUGUAUAGCAUAUGUAUUGUUAUUGGAGUGUGACAUAAGAGUUCAUUUAGGCUGAUGAAACAGUUUUAUAUCUUAAAUUUAGUGUUUAGUACAUAAAUAUGUUCCUGUGCUAGCAUUUUAUAGAUUUAUAUAUAGAAACAUCAAUGCAUGUAAAAUCUAGUAGAAGUGAAUAAAGUCUGUAGCCUACUUAGCAGUAUUAUACCAUUACCAUAAUAUUGGUUUUGAAGUUCUACAGUUGAAGAUCUUACUAGGACAAACCAUUCCUCCUAAAGUCACCAAUAACUUCCACAUAGUCAAACUUAUAUUCUUUUUUGAAAACUGCCAUUAAUAAACCUCUGGCUUGACACAGUUA